ACAUCCUGUGUUGGGCGCAAUGUUUGCUUAUUGCGUUCCAGCUUUGUUGACCUGUAAUGACUGAAAACUAUGAGUAUAUGCCACGAGCAGGGCCAGACCCUGAUGUUUCAUAUCCUUUAACUAUCAAGUACUGUGGUGAAUGCACUAUGCCUCUUGAGUACUGUGAAUAUUCACAAUUUCCUGAGAAAUGUCGAGCGUGGUUAGAGAAAAAUCUACCGGAAGAAUUUGAACAACUUAAUACUGAUUCAAAUCAAAUUGAAGCAGCUCCUAAAGGUCGUCAAGUUAGGGGUGGAAAAGGAGGACCGAAAAAACCAGUAAAACAACAGGUAGCAGUAUUUAAAACUUCAAGAGGCAAGAAAAAAUAUACGACAAGUGUCACUGGACUGUCCACAUUCGGGAUUGAUCUAAAAGCGGCUUCCAAAGUAUUUGGUCACAAAUUUGCAACUGGUAGUUCAGUCACAGGGAAUGGUGAUGAAAUUGUGAUUCAAGGAGAUGUAAAAGAUGAAUUAAUCAAUAUAUUGGUAGAGAAAUGGCCAGAGAUUGAUAAAGAUCUAAUCGAAAAUCUUGGUGAAAUGAAACGAUAGAAUUCAUUAGAUAUAUUUUAUGGUGUACAGUGUUGUAAUUAAUUUUCUUUCUCUGAAAAUACAACCCUUUCUAUUGCUG
This is a messenger RNA of Schistosoma turkestanicum, 663 nucleotides long. The record is from the annotation of a GenBank genome assembly. Lineage: Eukaryota; Metazoa; Platyhelminthes; Trematoda; Strigeidida; Schistosomatidae.